UUCCGUGAUUAUGUUUACUAUCCAUAUUUGUUAAUGAUUUUUAUGUGUUUAAAAUAAAUAUCUAAUUCAAGUUUCAAAAGAUCUUUCUUUCUAUUCAGUGAUAUUCUUAUCGAAUUAAUUAAUAAUACAUUAGUUAUGAUGAAUGUAAAACAACCGGAAAUCUUGAAUACAAUGCAUCAUUAUGGUCCUACACGUAUACAAUGUUAUCUUUGUGAUUUACCACGUUAUCCAUGGGCAAUGUUAUCAGAAUUUAGUGAACCAGUAUGUCGUGGAUGUGUAAAUUAUGAAGGAGCUGAUCGAAUAGAAUGUGUUAUUAAUCGAGCUAAAUUAAUGAAAAUGCAUUAUUUACCACGUAUUUAUUCUCAAAGAAUUAUCAAUGAUAAAUUAGAUGAAUCUCAAUUGAAUAUACCCAUAACAACAACAGCAACAACAACAACAGUAGAUGAACGUAAUAAUACUUCUAUCAAUGAUUUAAAUAUAGAACAAAGUAAAUCUCCAUUGGAUUUAAACAAAAAUGUUUUAUUUAAAACACAAUUGAGUAAACAUUCUGAAAUCAAUCGAUUUAUUGAUUCACAUUAUUUAACUAAUAAUAAUGAUAAUCAGACAAAUGAUGAAAUUCAUAAAGAUUUAAACAUAUUAACAAGUAAUAAUAAUAAUAAUAAUAACAAUAAUAGUAUGAUCCAAACUGGAUCCGAAGUAAUAGUACCAUCUUCAACAUCAUCAACAAUUUCAAAUAAUAUACAAGAUGAAAAUUUAUUAAAUCAAUUAAAUGGAAAUCAAACUAAUCUUUCCAAUUAUGAUAAUCGUUUAAAAGAGAUUUUUAUGAAUCUAUUAAAAUAUUCAACAUAUCCAUCAUUAUUAAAUUCUAAUUCAUCAUUAUUAAGUAAUAUGAAUACAAAACCAAUUAUUUAUUUCAAUGAUUCUAUCGAUAAUUCUAAAUCAAUAAAUGAUAAUUCAAUAGAAAAUCAAUAUAAAUUCAAUCAUCCUAAUAAACGUGUUAUUAUAUCAUCACCUAAUGAUAUUUUAUUAAAUAAUUUAAUUCAUUCAUCAUUAUUAAAUAUUAAUACAACAAUGGAUAUAUCAAAUUCAAAUGAAGAGGAGAUAACAUCAUUAAAUACAAUGAAAUUAACUAAUAAUUCUAUUGAUUUAUCAAAUAUAGAACAAAAAACUCAUUUCAAUUCCGAUUUGACAUUACAAUCACCAUGGAAUCCUAAAUUAUUAACAACAUAUUUACAAAUUAUUAGUAAUCUUUUAAGAUCAAAUUCAUUACUAUUAACUAAUGAUGAUAAUGAAAUCUCAUUAACUAAUAACAUGAAUAAAUUCAAUGAUCAACAUAAAAUUCAUUCGGAUCAUACUUUGAAUUCAUCAGAACAAUUCAUGAAUUCAAUAUUCAAUGAUUCAUUAUUAUUCAAUGAAAAUAUAAAUAAUAAUGAAAAAUUAUCUAAAUUAAAUAUAAAUUUAAUACAAGCACAUUUAUUAAUUGCACAACAUUUAAAAUUACCAAUCUUAAUACGAUUACAUAAUCAACCAAUGAUUCAAGCUUAUUUUUUAGGAUUUAAUCAUAAUACCAUUUUAAAGGAUCAUAAUUAUUUACAACAAAAUAAUUUAAUAAAUAUGAUGUAUUUUGAAUAUCCUAUUGGUUCAUCUAAUAUAUGUAAUGGGUUUAAUCAAUUGAUUAAAUUAAUCGAUACAAAAUCUAUUCAUGAUAAUCAUAAUAAUCAGAUCAAUGAUAAUGGGGAAAUUCAUUUAACUAUUGAUCAAUUUGAAUAUGAAAUAGCUAGAGAUAAUAUGAAUCAAAUUAUAUGGGCACCAUUUAUUGAUUUAAUUUUAUUAAUUAUUCAAUUAAUAUCACAACCAUUUAUACAAAAACAUACAAAUAUUAUAACACAAUUAUUAUCGAAAGAUUUAUUAAAACAAAUGAAUAUAACAAAUGAUAUAAUAGAAGAUGAAUUCAAUAUAUCGAAAAAACGUAAAUCACAUUAUUAUACUACUGAUAAAAUUAUCAAUAAUCAAUUAUAUGAUAUAAGUAAUAAACAACCACGAAUUGAUAAUAGUUCUAUUACAUUAUCAUAUAAUGAAUUAAAUGGAAUUAAAAAUAAUGAUAUUGCUACUACUACUACUAAUAAUAAUAACAUAUUAACAGAUCCAUAUAAAAAAUGGAAACCAUUAAUACAACAUAGAAAAUCACCAAAUAAACGAAUAUUAUGUAAUUUAUGUCCACGUCAUUUAGAAGGUAGUCAUUUUGUACAAUGUCCAGCUAAUAGUGAACAUAGAUUUUGUUUUCAAUGUGCUAAAAUUUAUAUAGAAAAUAUAAUAAAUGAACAUCAAGUUCAUAAUAAUAAUCAUUCAACAAAUACAAAUAUAAAUAUGAGUUAUCAUAUGAAAAAUUUAGAAAUUUAUUGCCCUAGUGGUAAAAAAUGUGUAUUACCUGGUUCUAAAUAUCCAUGGUCAUUUGUUAGCUCAGAGAUUACUGCAAUAUUAGGUAAAACACCAUUCAUUAAUGAUCAAUUAUCUCGUUAUGAUCAAAUAGAGAAUAAUAGUAAUAUUUUAGAAAAUAAAUCAACUCAUCAUUUAUUCAAUGGUAAAAUGAAUACAAACUGCAAUAAGAAUACAAUAAAUAAUUGUCAAAUAGAAAUUAUUCCACGUAAUAGUAUAUCACAAUGUUCAUUGAAUAAUCAAUAUGAUAGUUCUGAUAUUUUAUCACCUCAAAAUGUAAUUUGUAAAACUUUAUCAGAAUCUCCAAUUAAAUCAUCAUCAAAUGAAACACAUUUAUUAUCUAGUAAUAAAUCAAUAAACGGAGUUCAUACACAAUUGAAUUAUAAUGAUACUAUUAAUAAUGAUAAUAAUAAUAAUAAUAAUCAAACGAAAUUAAUGAAAUCAUUUAAAGAUAAUCAUGUAAUAUGUGGAAAGUUGAGUCAUCAAAAACAUUCUACAUCAGCAUCAUCAUCUUCAUCUUCAUCAUCAUCAUCAUCAUCAUCAUCAUCAUCGUCGUCCCCGCCACCAUUAAUAUUGACGACGACGACAACAACAACAGCAACAACAACAACAGCAAUAACAACUUCAACGAACUUGUCUUCAACAUUAUCUUCAUCAUCAUUAUCAUCAUCAUCAUCAUCAUCAUCACCAUCAUCUCUCAUUAUUAAAUCAAAUGAAGUAAGGAAUAAACCUUCAUUGAAUACAGUAUUCACAACAAUAUCAACAACAAUCGGACAAAUAACAGAGAAUAAUACACUUAAAAGUAAUAAUGAAUUAUCAUCUACUGAACUUAAUAAUAUUUCAGAUGAUAAUGAUUAAUUUUAUUUCUAAUUUCUUUAUUAAAAAUCAUUUUAUUCUAUUCAUUAUUCAAAAUAUACAAUCAAAUUACAGAAUGAAUAGUAAUAUAUAUAUAUUAGUAGUAUUAGCAGUGAUAUAAGCAAGAUCUACAAUAAUCAUUAAAGAAUAAUAAUCUUGUUAAAUAAUAACCAUUUUGUUUAUUUAUAUUCAUUGUACAAAAUUGAAUUUGUUGAUUAUCUCUUAUUUCUCUUGUCUUAUAUUAUUUCUGGGAUGACUUUCUUGAGUAUUAUCUAAUAGAAUUACUUAUAUAUGAUAUAUGACAUAAUAAGUAGUUAUUAUUAUUA
Messenger RNA from Schistosoma bovis, 3617 nucleotides. The record is from the annotation of a GenBank genome assembly. NCBI's taxonomy places the organism in Eukaryota, Metazoa, Platyhelminthes, Trematoda, Strigeidida, Schistosomatidae.